ACUCAAAGACGUGUUUCAUUUAACGCAAGUGCUCCUCCAUUGCCAUACACUUAAACAACGUAAUAACAUAAUAUUAUCCAACAGUGUCAGUGCAAUCAAUACUGUGUGACUCAUUAUUCAUGUUUCACGAAUCAAUAUAAACCUAAGCCACGGAUUUGUUCAAGCAACUUAUCAACUAUUUAACACCACCUUACUACCUGUUUCUGCCUCACCGCUUCACUGCUCUUUACCUGUGAAUUUCGUUAUAAAAAUAGCCAAUAUUAAUGCGAACACGAUCGACGUGCGAAUAACACGCGAACAUUAUUAUUUUCAAUAAACAAAAAUGGUGAACAGCAAGUGUCUGGGUAAUUGUACAGGUAUUCUCCUAUUAGGAUACGUUAUGUUAACGACUGAAAGGUUUGUUCCUUUUGUCAAUUGUUGGGGAGAAUCUUUCGAUAACGUUUCUUACAAAUGUGCAACGUACAGAGGAAUAAAAACAUGCGACGUACAGUUUAGAAAGAAUUGCUCAGAAACUCUGACAAUGGAAUACAUUUCGGUUAUGUCAUUUAUAAGUUGGAACAGAAUGCUGCACCUUAUGAUGCUUGUGGUCGGCGCCGGUAUUGCGAAGUUCGUAUGCUACAAAUUGGAUUUUGUGAACGCUACGCAACGCGUACUUGCUUGUGUUGGAUUAUUUACAGAGACAAUGCAGUGUUCGAACUACGUGCUUAUACUCGCCUUGGUUGGCCCGGCGAACGGGUUUAUGGCGGCCAACACAACUACCUCCUUCCGUGUUGUUGCCAGUAUUGAUGGACUCCUGACUUGUAUAAACUUGGCUUUAGUAAUAACCCCAGCAGUAACAUAUUGCCGAUCCCGAUGUUCACAACCUAAAGCCACAUCAAACGUACCACCGACUCAACCGAUAACCAACUUGGAACAACAACCACUUGCACUGAUUCCUGUCGAAUAUGAGAAAGCAGUUGCAAAAGACAGUAAACACGCUAAAAUGCCAACAAUUAUGAAGAUCGAAAACAUUCUCGGAUCAAGUAAAACAGACUACCAAUAUGAAUUGUCGCAAGCAUUACAACAAGGCUGGAAUGAGCAUGCGCACUUCGGAAUUGGCAAAGAUGCUAAAGGACUUACACAUUCUAACAUGGAUAUUCAAAGUAUAAGACCUGUUGAUAAUCAGUUCGCUUUAUGGAAAUACAAUUGUCGAAGGCAAGCAGUCUGUGAUUUUGCUGCAUCGGUUGGUGGUUAUUUGAAAAACCUUCAUGAAUACAAAAACGAAUGUUGACACUGCCAUCGUUUUUCAAGAAAGUUGUACUCUGGUAAAAGAAACAUUGUCGAAGAAUGUUGAUAAAAGAAUAAAUGAGUAUUAUCUGUUCCAUGGGACACUUUAUUUAAAUGCAGAUUCUAUUGCAAAGAAUGGAUUUAACGUCAAUAAAUGCAAGGAAUCUGUAAUGUUGGAAGUAGACAUGAAUAACAAUAUAUUUUCCACUAUAUUGUGCACUUCUGCAUCAAAUAACCAAUGUAUUCUUAUUGUAUUUCAAAGAUGAAAGCGGGAUGUGCUGCGUUAUAAUGGCACGAGUUCUUCUCGGAGACUGUGUAGUUACUACAAAUUCAUCCCGCCAACAAGCCUUCAGCCGCUAUGCAAGGUAUGCAUGACAACCGUGUGUUACGAUAUAUCGGACAAUCCACAUCCGAGAUUUGAUUCAGUCGUCUACACUGGUGGAUUAAACAAGGAAUGUGUUGUGUAUGAUAACUGGCAGAAUUUAUCAUUUUCUAUACACGUUUGUAAAAGCAAUUACGAUCACGUUGAAUGUAAAACAGGACAUUUGCUACUAUUGUUUGUGCAUUGAUGGUGUUAAACAAGUAAAUAAACUUUAUGCCACAAU
Messenger RNA from Dreissena polymorpha, 1871 nucleotides. RefSeq lists its product as uncharacterized. The coding region runs from base 323 to 1270 and encodes 315 amino acids. Lineage: Eukaryota; Metazoa; Mollusca; Bivalvia; Myida; Dreissenidae. The record is from RefSeq and is a predicted model, not a curated record. The transcript has 4 exons.